This is a messenger RNA of Amphimedon queenslandica, 2795 nucleotides long. Its product is annotated as G-protein coupled receptor 98-like. Bases 499 to 2598 code for a protein of 699 amino acids. Gene Ontology annotation, cellular component: membrane. Lineage: Eukaryota; Metazoa; Porifera; Demospongiae; Haplosclerida; Niphatidae. The transcript has 16 exons. The record is from RefSeq and is a predicted model, not a curated record. Gene Ontology annotation, biological process: metal ion transport; cell communication.
AUAUAGUAUCUAUGGUUUUACCGCCGUAAAAGUGGGUGUAGCCAAAAUCGCGGUGCGCUUCGCGCCCCCCUUUCUCUAAUUUCUGGAUACGCCCCUGUGCAUAGACAUAUAAAGGUACAUAUAAAGCAUGCAUAAUUGCUCACACAUAUACACACACAUGUACAUGUCACAUAUACACAUGAUGUAUGUGUUAGUACACACAUACACAUAUUAAAACACAUGCACACAAGUGUACCUAGGCUAUCUGCAGACUAUAAAACUGUCAGUUAUUAUUAACCGGAUAUCAAAUCAAGAAAGACUAUCAUUCUCUCUUAGUUAUUAGCACGAGGGCUACCAUCAUCAGAGCUGCUAACACCAUCAAGUAAAGGAACCGUAUAAUAUUCUCAUCAUUACAUAAAGUAAACACUGCAAGAGUCCAAGUAUAAAGGUUGAGUGUAAAAUAUCAAUAAUAACAGGAUUAACAGCAACACUGAGAGGGAAGGAGAAGAACAAGAUAAAAUGGAAAAGAUGUUGUAUCAUAUAAUGAUUAUACUGUUACUGAGUAUCUUUUGUAUUGAUGCUGCUACUGUAAGGUUUGAUCCUGAUACUUACCAUGUGACUGAAGAAGAUACCAAUAUAAAUGUUACCAUCUCAUUAGUGAUAUCUGAGCCUCGUAGUGCAGACUCAACUGUUAGAAUAUCCAGUGUGACAACUGCUGGAGCAACUAAUCAAGCUACUGCUGGAGUUGAUUACAUGUCAUUCAGUGAUACAGUCAUUAUACCUGCUGGUGCUAUAAGUUAUAAUUAUACUAUCACCAUCUUCUCUAAUCCUGAGGCUGAAUUAUCUGAAGUAUUCAGUGCAUCUUUAACCUUUGUUAGUGGAAGCCAGCUGACAUUUAAUGGAUCUAAUGCUCUCAUAAACAUUAAUGAUACUGAUGUUCCUACGGUGAUGUUUGAUCCUGUUACUUACAAUAUAACUGAGGGAAGUCCCUUCAGGAUCUCAUUCGUGACAUCACAACGACUUCUUGGACCAUCUAUGGUUAGACUGUAUGAUAUACCAACUGCUGGAGCAAUUAAUCAAGCUACUGCUGGAGUUGAUUACGCAUCUUUUAAUGGAACAUUCACUCUAUAUCCUGGUUCUACAAGAUUUUAUGAUUUAUAUAGAUCAACCUACAGUUAUGGAGAGGCAGAAUUUACUGAACAAUUCAGUGCAACAUUAGAAUUUGUUGGUGGAUGGCCAUUGACAUUUUCUGGAUCUAAUGCUACCAUUAAUAUUAUUGACAAUGAUAUUGCUACUGUAAGGUUUAGCCCUGUUAGUUACAGUGUAACUGAGGGAGAUACUAACAUAACUCUUAAUAUCUCAUUGGUGACAUCACAACCUCUUUUAGAACCAUCUACUGUUAGACUAUAUUCUAUACCAACUGCUGGAGCAACUAAUCAAGCUACACCUGAUCUUGAUUACAUGUCAUUCAAUGAUACAAUAUCUCUACCUGCUGGUGCUACAAGAUAUGAUCAUACCAUUCUUAUCAUUCUUAAUCUUGAGGCUGAAUCAUAUAGUGAAGUAUUCAGUGCCACUUUGGAGUUUGUUAGUGGAUGGCCAUUGGCAUUUACUGGGUCUAAUGCUACCAUUACUAUUUAUGAUGCUAACGUUCGUACCAUUAGAUUCUCCUCUGACUACAUUUCUGUUUCUUCUCACGAGACCUCUAAUGUCACUCUUACUCUAAGAGGUGUUACAUCAGGACCUCUAUUAGGAGACACUAUCAUUAGACUAACUGAUGUACCUCUUAAUGCUGCCAAUCCUGCUACUAGGAACAUUGACUACAUUGGCUUUAAUGAGGAGAUUAUUCUACCUGUUGGGUCUAUGGGUUUCUCCUAUAAUGUCACAAUAUUAUUAUCUCCAGGAUCUGAGCUUACAGAAUACUUUUAUGUUAAUAUGUCAUAUGUGAGUGGAGCACCAUUAAGUAUACCGGUAAUUGGAUCAAUUGCUACCAUCAUCAUUUAUGAUACUAGUGUUCAAAUAUUGACAUUCAGUUCAUCUGAGUACAUAGCAUCAGAGAAUGAUGGAAGUGUUACUGUUACUGUGACAGCAUCAGUGCUUAGUGUUACUGAUACUGUCAUUAGAUUAACUGACUUACCUACCAGUGGUGGAGCCAGGAAAGUUACCGAUUACAUAUCAUUUUCUGAUACAUUAACAAUACCUAGCGGACAGUCAUCAGUUUCAUAUUCAAUAUCACUAGUGGAUGAUACUGUACCAGAAUCAACUGAAUCCUUUGAUGUUAAAAUGGAAAUAGUAUCAGGAAAUAGAGUUUCUUUUUAUUCAUAUGGUGAUAGAGCAAUUGUGACUAUUAUUGAUGAUGACAGAUCUACUAAUGCUGCACUAGUGAUGUCUGGUUUGAGUAUAUCCUUUAAUAUUAUAUUACUAAUAAUAUUGAUGACAAUAUUAAUUGCUAUCAUUCUUUAUUGUAGGAGAAGGAAACUUAAUAAUUCAAUGACUGUUGACAAGCCACCAGUUGUCACUACUGAGGCCAGUAAUAUGGUGUAUGAGAGGAAUGUGAGCUAUCAACUGCAUAAAAUAACUAAUGAUAGGACUGAUGAUGAGUAUGAAGAUGUUCUUCAUUAAUAAAGUCAUUACUGUAUAAUUUAUUAUGUUAUUUUAAUGAUCGGACAAUAUUAGUCAAUAGUUACUUGACCUUUUACUUUAUAUAAUUAACUUCCUUUUACUGUACAAAAACAAUAAAAUAACAUUCUUCAUUUCUGCUGUGUAGGUUAUAGCAUUAGUUUUACUAGCAUAUAAGGCAAAAUAAACAUUUAAACUAA